Messenger RNA from Lobosporangium transversale, 543 nucleotides. RefSeq names its product cupin domain-containing protein. The transcript is spliced from 3 exons. Bases 128 to 460 code for a protein of 110 amino acids. NCBI's taxonomy places the organism in Eukaryota, Fungi, Mortierellomycota, Mortierellomycetes, Mortierellales, Mortierellaceae. The record is from RefSeq and is a predicted model, not a curated record.
ACUCUCUCCACACAUCUUUUUUUCUUUUUUCAUCUUUCAUCUUUUCCCUUUCACCUUCCCUCACCUACACCUCCGCCUUUACUUCUUAUUUUCGAUUUCAGUUUCCCUAGAAACAAAAAUUAAUAAAAUGAAGAUCACUUCCCUAGAGUCCUUACCUGUUGCCUAUGUCUCUCACGAUUCAAAAGUAGAAAAAAAAGUCCUUUUGAAAAAUGGGGAAGUGCCUCAUGUCACCCAACUAGCUGUAGCGACACUGAAACCAGGCGAACAAGCAUCAAUGCAUCAUCACACAGACAUGACUGAGACAUUUCACUUUCAGUCCGGAUCAGGAGAGAUGGAGGUUGAUGGCAAGAUCUUUAAAGUCAAAGCUGGUACAACUGUCACGGUCUUUCCAAUGGAGGCACAUGAGAUCAGGAACAAUGGGUCCAAGGACUUGGUCGUAAUUUACUUUGGAAUUGUCUGAUCCCUCAGGACAGUAGGGCAUUUCUUGAUAACGGUUGCCCGACAUUUAUAUUUAUAUCCCCUUCAUUAAUUAAUAAAAAAACC